Colias croceus (clouded yellow) is the source of this 3123-nucleotide messenger RNA. RefSeq lists its product as uncharacterized. The record is from RefSeq and is a predicted model, not a curated record. Lineage: Eukaryota; Metazoa; Arthropoda; Insecta; Lepidoptera; Pieridae. Gene Ontology annotation, molecular function: acyltransferase activity, transferring groups other than amino-acyl groups. The transcript has 5 exons. Bases 168 to 1010 code for a protein of 280 amino acids.
AACUGAUCUUGAGGCACACGCGCACCCAAGGUCCGCUACACCAAGCAACGCCGGCCCUUUGCGGCCAGGAGCCCUCCAAGGCGCUUCGUCACAUUCACAACACCACACCACCAGCGAGGGCACAGCCAGCGCCGGCGUUCGCAAACGGAGUACGGCGGAUCAAAGAGAUGGAAAUCGUGCCUGAGGGGAAAAACUUCCGAUUGGUAACAAAAGACGAGCUCCCAGCGGUAGCCGAUUUUUUAGUGCAGUAUAUACCUGAAUCUCUCAAGUUUCAUCAGACGAUUCAAACAUAUCUCAACAAUAAGGUGUGGGACUUCCAUUUUUAUGUAGCGAAGAAUUGGCCGGAGGACCCAAUCUGCUUACACUUUCCUGGCUGUACUAGUACGCCAAACAGCCAUCCCUAUGAAAGUGUAACCAUAUUCUGUCCAUCGAGCCGCGCGGAACUGGUCGACCUGGUGACCACAGAGGACAUACUCCUCGACCUCACCAAACCCUUGUACCUGAACUUCACUCACGAAGCCAUCGUGGACCGCUUCGAGAAACACUAUGAAGCCCACGAUAAGAUUACUGGCGACGUCUAUGUGUGCGAUAAUCCUCCCACGGAAAGCAAUGAACAACUGCCACCGGACGUGGAGCUAGUUCGCUUGCAGCCUGAACACAUGCAAGCUGUACACGACUUGUAUCCAGCAAGCGAUAUCGAAUGCCGCGAGGUGUUCGAGAAACUCGUAGCCGAACUGCCCGCCUACGGGAUAUUCGUAGAGGGACAACUGGCCGCGUGGAUGGUACAAUCAUACUACGGUGCGAUGUUCUCGAUGCAAACCCGGCCCGAAUUUCGCAGGAAAGGUUACGGGAUUUACUUGGCGAGGCGCCUCACCAAAGAAGUCGCCGCACGUGGAUACAAACCGUUUGUUGUCAUUCGUCCGGAAAACGACGCGUCCCGUUCUCUCUAUUCGAAACUUGGCUUCGAGAAACGUUUCCGAACGGUGCGCGCUGUCCUGCGUCCGCGCUAGACGUUGAAGUUGAACACUAGCAGAUUUUAUUUUUUUAAGACUUUUGAAUAAAUCAAAUAGCUUGCGAUCUUUGAUCGUUAGAAAAUUUAGUAGUAGCUUUAAGAUUGGAGCGGCUGUUGCUGUCGAUCUCUAAAUUGAAAUUCAAAUAAAUCAUAUGUUUAAACGUUAUUUCUUUUUUUAUAGGACAACGAAUUGUGACGUAAAUAGCGGUGUACCUAUUGUUUUAAUUAUUUAUUCACGGAUCCGAGAGCAGCAGCCGUUCAUUGCGUUUUAGCAUGAGCCAAUCAACGGUACUAACAUGUCAAGAAUUGAAAAUCAAAAACUCGGUUUAAAAUAGUUUUAUGCUUGACUUAGGAUUGACUUGAAAUCGGUAUACUUACUGCGUUUUUCUAAAUUACUGCCAUUACAUUUUUUGAUAGUUGUUAAAGGUUUCGAUCGGAAGUUUUUUAUUCUUGACACGGUUAGAAUUAAAUUCAUAUAGAUGAAUGCUUAUAAACACUCGUUGAUCGAGCGGUACUAUUCUAUCUCAUGCUGUUGAAAAUACGGACCAGUUUCGAUCGUGUAGGUGUAAUGGAUGGAGUAGGAAUCAAUUAAUAAGUGUGAUAUUAGACCAUGAGAUGAUAGUGACCGUCUACACUCGAGAUGCACAAUUGUUCAAAUACAUUAAAUGCACCAUCACAUUGUUAUUUUCAAUUAAAUAAUGUAAACUAUAACGGUAACAUUUGAAGGCUCGACAGUUUUGUAUAACAAAAUGUAAACCUGGAUUUGGAAAUAUAUAACGUCUAUUUUGACUGUAGGACUUGAUAGAUUUUGAUAGCAUUAUAAAUGGGAAGUAAUAUUUAUAAUUUUAUGUACCUAUUGUAUUUAUUUUUGACGCUAUAUUGCAUUUAUAAAGAUUUAAGUGUAGGGUAUUUAUUGUAUUGUUUAGUAAUCAGUGCGACAAAAUUCAAUUUUGUCUAUUUUAUUUAUUUUAUUAUCUUUUGUAGCUAUAAAUACAGCAUUUCUACAAACAAAUAACUUUGUUAAAUUUAAUAAAUUAUCAAUGAGGUUUGAUACAAAAACUAGGUAGGUAGGGAUUUUAAUAUGGGAAACCAACUUUUUUACAAAUAUUUAAAUUGUAGGCUUCGUAAAUUUUCUAUAUGAUAUUCGAAAAUGGCCAUAGAAUACCUACGUUGGUCUGGUAUAAUUUGUAGCCUUGUUUUAUUGUUACUAUAACCGCGUUUAUUUACUUGUAACUUAUGCUUUAUAUAAAUGUAAUCAUUUGAUUAUUAUUCGAUAUUUAUUUAGGUCUUCCUAAAGGAAUGUUUAAAUAUUAACAAGAACAUAAAUGGGAAUGGUAUCAUGAAGGAGAUUGUUGUGUAAGAUAUAAAUAAUUGUAUAUUCCAGCUCCCCUCACUAUAACACAGGCACAGCAUUGCUCAUUAAAAUAUCUUUAACUGGCAAUGCUAAUUUUAAAUUUUGCUCAAUAAUUCCCAGAGCUUCCACUUUAAAAUUGUGUCAAUGCUUAUUUUUCAAAUUAUGGACAAUGAUACAACUUUAUUAAUAAUAAAACCUCCUGUGGCACAAACUUGCCAGAUGAAUAUUCCACAAGCUUAUGUUAUCACUGUGGUUACCACGAUAAAUUACCUACAUAAUUUUAAAACCAAAUAUAGAUACAUAAAUUGUAGACUAAACCCAAUUUAAGUACAUAUAAACGUGCUUCAAUAUACAUACGCAAUACAAUUUCAUGGUAUUUGUUAUAGAAAUAAUACUGGAAUAAAUUAAUUCCUCCUGUUGUUUUCUCAUAAACAGUCAUCAAUUUGCAAUCAUGCUGAAGGCUUUAUUCCAAUUUCCUACUUUCUGCAAAUUACGUAAGUAGGUCAAAUUUCUUCAAAUACUUAUUGUUAAUUGUAGGUACCUUUUUCUGAAUAUUUUCUCUAGCUCCUAUGAUAAAUAAAAUGCAAAGGACAUAUUUCCGUCCUUAAAACAGUUGAUGUCUGCGGAAUAUUGUAAUAAUCAUGUAAUAAUGGCAUGUUACAAACCUACGCGCUACUUCAGUAUGUAGUGACCGAUCUGUAUAAUUCAUUACCUACCUUGCAAAGGUAAUUACGAAAAUAAAGAGAUUAACUACAAA